AUGGGGAGGCCCUUAUUGAUUCACGGAGCUCCCCCCACUGGAAACUCGGCAUUAUUUUUACCAAUCAUCAGCUGCAUAAUCUGGACGUGA
Molecule: messenger RNA, 90 nt
Organism: Spirodela intermedia
Lineage: Eukaryota; Viridiplantae; Streptophyta; Magnoliopsida; Alismatales; Araceae
Source: the annotation of a GenBank genome assembly